ACAGUUGUUGGUCAUAAAUUCAAAUGUCCAUAACCAUUUGCGCAAUUUGUUGGUCACUGUUGCGGGUUGACAGCUCGUUGACAGGCUACCACCGUCUACAUGGAUCUGUUGUGUACGAGCGGAGCGAACAAGAACAACAAACUUACAGCUCCACCAUGAACCAAGCCGAACCAGCCGCGGUAUCGUCCGAAAACGAAAUGGAUGAAAAGUGUCGCCUGUGCUUAGAAUGUUGCAAUUCCACCAACGCGACACCGAUCACGGACGGCGAGUUUGGUUCGAAGCUACAGAAGGUGUUCAAAUUCCCGAUACUGCCGGAAGAUACGCUACCGGAACGGGUGUGUCACGAGUGCGUUACGAUCGUGUCGGAUUUUCACACGUACAGCCAGCGGAUUCAGUCCAAUCAGGAGCAGCUGCAGACACAGCUGAAGGAGCAAAAGUUUCAACCCUUCGAGGUGGUUAAAAUUGAAACGCUAGAAGACGACGAUUUCUACGAUGCCGAGAUGGAGGAAGCGCGCGAACGGCUCGAGGAAGACGCAACGGAACAAACGGUACAUGUGAGCGCUACCCGCAAACCAGCCAAACGGGCCCCCAAACCCUCGGACACCGAAGCCGCCGACGUGAAUGACGCGUUGCGCGAGGAAGCGGAAGGGGAGGAGGAUGAGGAGAUCGAUGAUGAUGAGGACGAUGAAGAUUUCGUGCCGAAGGUGGACCCCAAGGACGGUACGCUAAAAGUUCCCGUGCGGCGUCGCCGGCGGCUGGCGCAGGUAAAAGCGCCGCCGAAAAAGCGCACCACCCUGAAGACGGAAAAGCAGGUGGAAAAGCUCGAGCCGGAAGAGCUGGCAAAGCAGCACGAGGAGGACAGGCGGAUACAGGAGUUUUACAAGUUUGAGUGUGAGCACUGCUCGCUGCCGAUGGACAGCUUCGCCGAUCUGCAGGUGCACUAUCGGCGAGAGCACAGCACCAAGGGGUACGUGCGCUGCUGCGAGAAGGUGUUCUAUCGGCGGUUCCAGCUGCUGGACCAUAUUGCGGCCCACCAGGGCACGAUCAAGUGUGAGGUGUGCCAGAAGAGUUACAAGAGCAGCCGCUAUCUGGCGCUGCACAUGAUGAAAAGCCACAGCCGCGAGGAGGACCGGCCGUUCAAGUGCGACAAGUGCCGGCAGUCGUUCCACAAGGAGCACCUGCUGAAGGCGCACCAGGCCAACCAUCUGUCGGAGAAGUGCCCUAUCUGCGAGAAGGUGGUCUCGUCCAAGUACGCGCUCAAGACGCACGUCGCGCACAUGCACGGUAGCGAUAGCAACCAGAUCUGCGACGUGUGCGGGAAGGAGUUCCGCACCAAGCAGGCGAUGGAGCGGCACAUCAACGAGCACAUGGGGGUGGACGUGGUGCAGAAGGUGCAGUGCAACGUGUGCCAGCGGUGGUUCCACGGGAAAUACAACCUGCGCAAGCACGUGCGUUUCAUGCAUCUGGAGGGCGGGCAGGUGUUUCGGUGCGACUUGUGCCCGCACGAAAGCCCCAACAGCCGUGCCCUGCUGGACCACAAGAAGCGGGUGCACGUGGUGGAGCGGUUCGCGUGCGAGCUGUGCGGCAAGCGAUUCAAGCGGAAGCUGUACCUGAAGGAACACAUCGCGUCGCACACCGGCCAGCCACUGUACGAGUGCGGCAUUUGCGAUGCCAAGUUUAACUCGAACGCGAACUGCUACAACCACCGGAAGAGCAAACAUCCGGAGGAGUGGCAGGCGCGCCGGCAGGCCUUUUUCGAGGCCCAGCGUAAAGCGCCGGACAGUGAGCUGAAGAAGGAGGAAAUCUCGACGGAAGAGCCCUUACCGGAACAGGUAUGCCAGCAGUGCCAAACGACAGUGGCCGAGUUUCACGUGUACAGCCAGCAGGUGGAGGCGAACCAGCGCCAGCUAAGGUUAGAGCUGGCGACGGACACGGAUGUUGAGCCGGAACCGGUCAAGGUAGAGCCGGACCUUCAGAUUGAAAUCAUGCCAGCGGAAGGGAUGGAGGAGUUGCCGCCGGGCAUUGAGUGUGUGGAUGUGAAGGAAGAGUACGAUGGAAGCAUUACGGCCCAGUCUGAAUCGAACUUGGAUGCGAGCACGGACGAUGAGUACGUCGUGGCGACCCGGCGCAAGGUCCGUCGUAAAGCGCGCGAACGAAAGGAGCGAAAGGAGGAGAGCGCGGAGCGGGGCAAAGACAAAUCGGAAGGGAAUGGGGCGGCCCGGCAGCAGGAGAAAGACGACCGGAUCAAGGAGUUCUACACGCUGGAGUGCGAAAUCUGCUCCAUCCUGUUGGAUGACUUUGUGCAGCUGCAGGAGCACUACCAGCUGGUGCACGACACCCGCGGCUAUAUACGGUGCUGCAACAAGCAGCUCUUCCAUCGCUACACGCUUCUCGACCAUAUCGCGGUGCAUCGGGGAACGAUCCGGUGCGAGGUGUGCGACAGAACGUACAAAACGAAGCGCUACCUGGCGCUGCACAUGGCCAAAAGCCACGGCACGGAGGAGGAGCGCCCGUUCAAGUGCGACCAGUGCGGGCUGGCCUAUCCGAAGCAGUAUCUGCUCCGGUCGCACCAGCUGAUGCACGUGCAGGCGGAGUGCCACGUCUGCAAGAAGGUGCUGUCGAGCAAUUACGCCCUCAAGGUGCACCUCACGCAGAUGCACAGCGACGAUGGGAACCAGAUCUGUGCGACGUGCGGCAAAAUUUUCCGCACCAAGGCGGCGAUGGAGCGGCACAUCAAGGAGCAUAUGGGGCUGGAGCCGAUCGAGCGGAUGCAGUGCGAGUACUGCCAGAAGUGGUUCAACGGGAAGUACAAUCUGAACAAGCACAUUCGCUUCCUGCACAACGAGCGGGGGCAGGUGUUUCGGUGCGAUCUGUGUGCGCACGAGAGCCCGAACAGCCGGGCCCUGUCGUACCACAAGCAGCGGGUGCACGUGCAGGAAAAGCACGAGUGUGAGCUCUGCGGCAAGCGGUUCAAGCGGAAGCUGUAUCUGCGCGAGCACAUUGCGUCGCACACGAACGUGCCACUGUACACGUGCGAGUACUGCGGGAUGAAGUUUAACUCGCACGCGAACCAUUUUACGCAUCGGAAAAACAAGCACCCGGAGGAAUGGGAAGCGCACAAGCGGAUGCGGAUGCUGAAGAAGAUGAGCAAGCAUUGA
This is a messenger RNA of Anopheles gambiae (African malaria mosquito), 3158 nucleotides long. RefSeq names its product transcription factor grauzone. The transcript has 3 exons. The record is from RefSeq and is a predicted model, not a curated record. Gene Ontology annotation, molecular function: DNA-binding transcription factor activity; zinc ion binding. NCBI's taxonomy places the organism in Eukaryota, Metazoa, Arthropoda, Insecta, Diptera, Culicidae. Gene Ontology annotation, cellular component: nucleus. The coding region runs from base 24 to 3158 and encodes 1044 amino acids.